UUCCAUUAGGCCUGCCUGAGGAAGUUUAUUGAAUUUCUGCCAGUGUUAAAAUUCUAGAAUAUUAAGGGGAGACUUCAAAUUUUCUUUUCACUUUAGGAGAAAAAAAAUUGUUUUAUAUCUACAGUCACCUUCUAGAUUUAAGUCAGAGAAGUAGCAGCUGUUUUUUUUAUUUUCCUACUUAGAUGUUAACUCAGUCAUAAUCUUGACACUUGUGUCAGAUUUAUGGAAUAAUGUGAUUUACAGAUCAUAAAGAGACAUUAUGAGGUAAUCUUUACUCCCCAUUAGACCUCAACCUAGGAACAUUCCCAGCUACUAUCUCUGCUUUGUACCAGUCAGUUGUGUUUGGAUAAUGGUCUCCUGGUUGAAUUAAGUGAAUCUAGUGAUGGCCAUAUAGUAGUUUGAGUCACUUUCCACAAAGAAGAGACAGUUGUUCCCUUUAAUUUCAGUUAUUUUCAAAUAUUUUUGACCCCUCCUGUUGUUUUGGCAUCUGUUUGAGAAAAGAUCAAGUGGAAGCGGGUUACCAAGAAUGACACUUUAAUAACUGAAGCAGAGAAUGGAGAGUUCAAGAUUGGGUAUUCUUUUUCAGCUCGGUUACAGUCUUACUAUGAAUCUGAUGCUCUAUGCCCAGGUCUCUGUGGCUGGGCUGCUCCAGCCUGGCGGACAGUAUGCCUUCGCUGCGAUGCCUGUAUAACCCAGGGACUGGCGCACUCACAGCUUUCCAGAAUUCCUCAGAGAGAGAAGACUGUAAUAAUGGCGAACCCCCUAGGAAGAUAAUACCAGAGAAGAAUUCACUUAGACAGACUUAUAACAGCUGUGCCAGACUCUGCUUAAACCAAGAAACAGUAUGUCUAGCAGGCACUGCUAUGAAGACUGAAAAUUGUGUGGCCAAAACAAAACUUGCCAAUGGCACUUCCAGUAUGAUUGUGCCCAAGCAACGGAAACUCUCAGCAAGCUAUGAAAAGGAAAAAGAACUGUGUGUCAAAUAUUUUGAGCAGUGGUCAGAGUCUGAUCAAGUGGAAUUUGUGGAACACCUUAUAUCCCAAAUGUGUCAUUACCAACAUGGACACAUAAACUCCUAUCUUAAGCCUAUGUUGCAGAGGGAUUUCAUAACUGCUCUGCCAGCUCGGGGUUUGGAUCACAUUGCUGAAAACAUUCUGUCAUACCUGGAUGCCAAAUCAUUAUGUGCUGCUGAACUUGUGUGUAAGGAGUGGUACCGAGUAACAUCUGAUGGCAUGUUAUGGAAGAAGCUCAUCGAGAGAAUGGUCAGGACAGAUUCUCUAUGGAGAGGCCUGGCAGAACGAAGAGGGUGGGGACAGUAUUUAUUCAAAAACAAACCUCCUGAUGGGAAUGCUCCUCCCAACUCUUUUUAUAGAGCACUUUAUCCUAAAAUUAUACAAGACAUUGAGACAAUAGAAUCUAAUUGGAGAUGUGGAAGGCACAGUUUACAGAGAAUUCACUGCCGCAGUGAAACAAGCAAGGGAGUUUACUGUUUACAGUACGAUGACCAGAAGAUAGUAAGCGGUCUUCGAGACAACACAAUCAAGAUCUGGGAUAAAAGCACAUUGGAAUGCAAGCGAAUUCUCACAGGCCACACGGGUUCUGUCCUGUGUCUCCAGUAUGACGAGAGGGUGAUCAUAACUGGAUCGUCGGAUUCCACGGUCAGGGUGUGGGAUGUAAAUACAGGUGAAAUGCUAAACACAUUGAUACACCAUUGUGAAGCAGUUCUGCAUUUGCGUUUCAAUAAUGGCAUGAUGGUGACCUGCUCCAAAGACCGGUCCAUUGCUGUAUGGGAUAUGGCCUCCCCAACCGACAUAACCCUGCGGAGGGUACUGGUUGGUCACCGAGCUGCCGUCAAUGUUGUAGACUUUGAUGACAAGUACAUCGUUUCUGCAUCUGGGGAUAGAACUAUAAAGGUAUGGAACACAAGUACUUGUGAAUUUGUAAGGACCUUAAACGGACACAAACGUGGCAUCGCCUGUUUGCAGUACAGAGACAGGCUGGUCGUGAGUGGCUCAUCUGACAACACUAUCAGAUUAUGGGACAUAGAAUGUGGUGCUUGUUUACGGGUGUUAGAAGGCCAUGAGGAAUUAGUGCGCUGUAUUCGAUUUGAUAACAAGAGAAUAGUCAGUGGCGCCUAUGAUGGAAAAAUUAAAGUAUGGGAUCUUGUGGCUGCUUUAGACCCCCGUGCUCCUGCAGGGACUCUCUGUCUACGGACCCUUGUGGAGCAUUCUGGAAGAGUUUUCCGACUUCAGUUUGAUGAAUUCCAGAUUGUCAGUAGUUCACAUGAUGACACAAUCCUCAUCUGGGACUUCCUAAAUGACCCAGCUACCCAGACUGAACCCCCCCGCUCCCCUUCUCGAACAUACACCUAUAUCUCCAGAUAAAUGAUCAUAUACUGACCUCAUAUUUGCCCAGGACUCAUUAAGGUUGUGGUAUUUAACAUAUCUGCCAAUACCAGGAUGAGCAACAGCAGUAAUAAUCAAACUACUACCCACUUUCCUGGACUAGCCGAGGAUCUGGGCUUUGAGACUCCUGUUGGGACACAGUUGGUCUGCAGUCGACCCAGGACGGGCUGCUCAGCACAGCUGACUGCUUCAGUGCUGCUAUCAGAAGAUGUCUUUUAUCUUUCGUGAAUGAUUGGAACUUUAAACCUCACCUCCCUCCUCCUUUCCCCUCCGCACCUGUGUUUUCCUCAUUUGGUUCCAGACAAAGAUGACUUAUAAAUAUAUUUAGUGUUUUGCCAGAA
Talpa occidentalis (Iberian mole) is the source of this 2746-nucleotide messenger RNA. RefSeq names its product beta-transducin repeat containing E3 ubiquitin protein ligase (gene BTRC). Gene Ontology annotation, molecular function: protein dimerization activity. The coding region runs from base 621 to 2384 and encodes 587 amino acids. The record is from RefSeq and is a predicted model, not a curated record. Lineage: Eukaryota; Metazoa; Chordata; Mammalia; Eulipotyphla; Talpidae. The transcript is spliced from 15 exons.